Sceloporus undulatus (fence lizard) is the source of this 3532-nucleotide messenger RNA. RefSeq names its product PHD finger protein 14 (gene PHF14). Lineage: Eukaryota; Metazoa; Chordata; Lepidosauria; Squamata; Phrynosomatidae. Gene Ontology annotation, biological process: regulation of transcription by RNA polymerase II. The record is from RefSeq and is a predicted model, not a curated record.
GGGUUUUGGGAGUGAAAGGAGGAGGCUAGGGAAGUGCAUCCGGGGCGGCGCUUCGCCUAUUGUCUGGGCGACGGAGCUGGCCUGCAGGGACGCCGCAGCCUCUCUUGGCCUGAGGGCUUGGCCGCUUCCCGUAUGCCCGGCAGCGGCUGCUCGGCUCCAGUGAUGGAUCGUAGCUCAAAACGGAGGCAGGUGAAGCCUUUGGCUGCUUCCCUGCUGGAAGCUCUAGAUUAUGACAGUUCAGAUGACAGUGACUUUAAGGUUGGAGAUGCUUCAGAUUCUGAAGGCAGUGGACAUGGCAGUGAAGAUGGAUCUAAGGAUAGCGGAGAUGGCUCCUGUAGUGAAUCAGAAGAAAAUAUCUUGGAGGAAGAUCUGGCAGAAGAGGAAGAAAAAAGAGAAGAAGAACAGCCUAAAAGCUCAGGUGGAGAAGAGCUGCCAAUAACAGAGAAAGAGGUGAUUAAAACAGAAAAAAAAGAAGAAGAGGAAGAGGAGGAUGGAGACGGAGAAGAAAAGCCAGGAAAGAGAAAGGAGAAAGAAAGAGAGAGAGAGAGACCUUCUGAAGCUGAUACUGGCAUUGAUGAGCAGUCAAAUGAACCCAAAAAGUGGAACUUACGAAGAAAUCGUCCUCUGCUGGAUUUUGUAUCCAUGGAAGAGCUAAAUGACAUAGAUGAUUAUGACAGUGAAGAUGAUAAUGACUGGCGUCCAGCUGCUGGGAAGAAGAAGGGAAAAAACACAGUUCAAAAAGAAGGCAGUGAUGGUGAUAAUGAGGAUGAUGAAGAUGAUGGAAGUGGAAGUGAUGAAGAUGACAAUGAAGAGGAAGGCAAUGAUGAGGAUGAAGAUGAUGAUAACAGCAGUGCUGCUAGUGAUGGUGGAUCCAAGAAGAAGAAAGCUAAAGCUCUUAGCAGAAAUAGUGCUGAUGAUGAAGAGCUGACAAAUGAUAGCCUGGCCCUUUCACAAAGCAAGAGCAAUGAGGACUCUCUGAUUCUUGAGAAAUCUCAAACUUGGAGCUCUCAGAAAAUGGACCAUAUUAUGAUUUGCUGUGUUUGUCUUGGAGAUAAUAGUGAAGAUGCUGAUGAGAUAAUCCAGUGUGAUAAUUGUGGGAUAACAGUGCAUGAAGGUUGUUAUGGAGUAGAUGGUGAAAGUGAUUCUAUUAUGAGUUCUGCUUCAGAAAACUCCACUGAACCAUGGUUCUGUGAUGCCUGCAAGUGUGGUGUCUCUCCAAGCUGUGAACUCUGUCCAAACCAAGAUGGAAUCUUCAAAGAAACAGAUGCUGGCAGAUGGGUCCACAUUGUUUGUGCACUGUAUGUUCCAGGAGUAGCAUUUGGAGAUAUUGACAAAUUGCGACCAGUAACACUUACAGAAAUGAACUAUUCGAAAUAUGGUGCUAAGGAAUGCAGUUUCUGUGAAGAUGCUCGUUUUGCCAGAACUGGAGUUUGCAUUAGUUGUGAUGCUGGAAUGUGCAGAGCUUAUUUCCAUGUGACCUGUGCUCAAAAGGAAGGCCUGUUGUCAGAAGCUGCAGCAGAGGAGGAUAUUGCAGAUCCUUUUUUUGCUUACUGUAAGCAACACGCAGACCGGAUGGAUAGAAAAUGGAAACGCAAGAACUAUUUGGCUUUACAGUCUUAUUGCAAAAUGUCUUUGCAAGAGAGAGAGAAGCAACUCUCUCCAGAAGCUCAGGCUCGAAUUAAUGCCAGACUACAGCAAUAUCGUGCUAAGGCAGAAAUAGCACGUACCACCAGGCCUCAAGCAUGGGUACCAAGGGAGAAACUGCCACGGCCGCUCACUAGCAGUGCUUCAGCAAUACGUAAGCUAAUGCGCAAAGCAGAAUUAAUGGGAAUUAGUACAGACAUCUUUCCAGUGGAUACUUCAGAUACCAGUUCCAGUGUUGAUGGAAGACGGAAACAUAAACAGCCAGCUCUGACUGCUGAUUUUGUGAAUUAUUACCUUGAGAGAAACAUGCGCAUGAUCCAGAUCCAGGAAAAUAUGGCAGAACAAAAGAAAAUUAAGGACAAGCUGGAGAAUGAACAGGAAAAACUCCAUGUGGAAUAUAACAAGUUGUGUGAAUCCUUAGAAGAACAUCAGAAUAUAAAUGCAAAAUUGCGUACUGAAGGGCAAGGAAUCUGGGCCGUGCUGGGGAGAAUAAUUGGGCAGAAAUUAAACAUACCAGCAAUUUUGCGAGCACCUAAGGAGAGAAAGCCAAGUAAGAAAGAAGGUGGGACUCAGAAGACUACAACCCUUCCAGCAGUUCUUUACAGUUGUGGGAUUUGCAAGAAGAACCAUGAUCAACAUCUCCUUUUGCUGUGUGAUACUUGUAAACUCCAUUAUCAUCUUGGAUGUCUGGACCCUCCUCUUUCAAGAAUGCCAAGGAAGACUAAAAACAGUUACUGGCAGUGUUCAGAGUGUGACCAAGCAGGUAGCAGUGACAUGGAAACAGACAUUGCCAUGGAAACUUUACCAGAUGGAACUAAGCGAUCAAGGAGACAGAUUAAGGAACCAGUAAAAUUUGUUCCACAGGAUGUUCCCCCAGAACCAAAGAAGAUGCCCAUCAGAAAUACGAGAACUAGAGGACGAAAACGAAGCUAUCUUUCUGAAGAAGAAAAACCUGAGGAACGUAUUCCUAGAGAAAGAAGGCAAAGACAGUCUAUAGUACAAAAGAAGCCCAAAUCUGAAGAUUUAAGAACUGAAUGUGCAACAUGUAAGGGAACUGGAGACAAUGAAAAUCUAGUCAGGUGUGAUGAAUGCAGGCUUUGCUAUCAUUUUGGAUGUUUGGACCCUCCUUUGAAAAAAUCUCCCAAACAAACUGGCUAUGGGUGGAUUUGUCAAGAGUGUGAUUCUACAUCUUCAAAAGGAGAAGUGGAUGGAAUGAAAAACAAGUAUCAGGACUACGGCUCAUCAAUUGAGGUGGUCUCAGAGGCCUCAACUAAUGUUGUACCCUCUACCUCGAGAAGUAGCACUGAACAGCUGGUAUCGGUGGCACAGAAACAUCCAAAAGAGGAGGAUGAAAAUGAAGGAGAAGCAAAAAGUCCAUUUCAAGAUCCAAUCAUGGAACAGAAGAAUUCAAAAAAAUAGAAGAUUUUUCCUCUGAAAUACUUUCAAAGAGUAACAUAGUGAUUAAUGUGUCUCAUUGUUAAAGGGGGGGGGGCUGGAAAAUUGUCACUAAAAGACACUGCAAAUUAAAAUGUAAGUUUCAUUGGAGAAUUGUUUCCUAAACUCCUGACAUUUAUGAUUAUAUGAAAAUAGGAAUUUUCAGUACUCAGAAACAAAAUAAAAGCAUCUGUUCAUUGUAUAAGAACUUUAGAAUUAUGGACAGAAGAGCAACAUGAUCUUCAUUAUUGCUACUUUUUGCCAUGCAAAGUUGUUAAUGUUCUUCAUUACAUUAUUUAAUGUGAAUCCCGAAAGGCUGAAUACCACUCAGAAUGUGUGUCUCAUUUCUCUGCAUUGAUGCAUGGAUGGUUAUUGAUUUUGAUACUUAUGGAUUUGAAUAAAUAUGUAACUACACAAAUAUGCUGAGUGAAAUGAAAUAAAACUAAUAAUUAUU